This is a messenger RNA of Lutzomyia longipalpis, 2674 nucleotides long. RefSeq names its product striatin (gene Cka). The transcript is spliced from 6 exons. Bases 284 to 2449 code for a protein of 721 amino acids. The record is from RefSeq and is a predicted model, not a curated record. Gene Ontology annotation, molecular function: protein binding. Lineage: Eukaryota; Metazoa; Arthropoda; Insecta; Diptera; Psychodidae.
UUUUGUUUGUGGACACGUUUCGGAGCGACCUCUUCGGGGAGACAAGGCUUCUCGCGAAAAAUAAAAAAGUGUAAAAAAAAACUUUGUGUAAAAUAAUUUUUGUGGAAAAGUGUGGUGAAAAGCGCAGGAAAACACGCCUUAUUGCGGAUAAAGGGUGCAUAAUUGGCAACGUUUUUGUGCAUUGUGGUAAUUGGGUGUGAAUUGUGGUCGAUACGGGGCGUCAGGCAGGUCCGUGGCGAGUUUUCGCGUUUGAGAAGAAGAAUCCAAUAAUGGUGGACAUGUCAUGAGAAUAACUCGCAGCACCAAAGAAAUGGAUGAAAAUUCGUCAGCUCUUGGCCAUCAGAACGGUGGUGGAGGUGCCAUGAGCGGUGUGGUGGUCUCAUCGCAAAUGGGUGGCAAUAACUCGACUGCCAUUAACAAUAAGGGACAGCAGCAGCAGGAUGAUAAUCAAACUAACCCGACGAGUGGACAUUUCUACACAAUUCCUGGUAUCCUCCACUUCAUACAGCAUGAAUGGGCGCGAUUUGAGCAUGACCGCUCCCAAUGGGAUGUCGACAGGGCAGAAUUGCAGGCUCGUAUUGCUGUACUGUUGGGCGAAAGAAAGAGCCAGGAAUCCCUAAAGUCCGAUUUAGUUCGUCGAAUUAAGAUGCUCGAAUAUGCACUGAGGCAGGAGAGAGCAAAGUAUCAUCGUUUGAAAUUUGGCUGCGAUCCACCGACAAUGAAUGAUGACAUUAAACCACCAUCGGAUGAGACGGCUGCCCUGGAGGUAGCGGCUGCAGCGGCGGCGGCCACGGACACAGAAGCACCCUUUACGUCCGUUACAAAUAUCACCUGGCGACAGGGGAGGCAACUUUUGCGACAAUAUCUCCUUGAGAUUGGAUAUACGGAAACAAUUUUGGAUGUACGUGCAAAUCGAGUGCGCUCCCUGCUGGGGCUCAACAACAAUGCCGAACAGCAGGAGGAUAAUGCAAAUCCCAACAAUAUUAAUGGUAAUGAGAACAAUAAGAGAGCCAGUGAGACGCAAGGACGACGAACACCGGCAAAGAAGGCACAACCAUCAAAUAUGACGGAGGCUAUGAUACUCGAUUCGGAGGCCGCUGUAAUGGCAAAUUUUGAUUUUUUGUCACAAACCGAUGUUGAGAUGUCGGAUGACGAUGAAAUUGGGGAUGACCUGGAUUUGAUUGGGGAUGAGGAGCGAAAAAGAAAUGUCAAAGGAAUGCUUACAAAUGAAGACGAUGUUGAUGCUGAAGCUGAAGAAGUCCUCAAUGAGCUCAACAUGUUAACUGGAGGCGAGGACAACAUGACAGGUUUCACCGAUACACCAAGUCGACGAAAUAUGAUUUCGGGCGAUGAAGAUGUGGAUUCGUCACUUGGUUUGGGUGAAUUGGCACAGCUGACGGUGAAUAAUGAGGCAGAAACGGCGUAUGAUGGGUCAAAUACCAAGGAAUCAUAUAGGAAGACAUGGAAUGCCAAAUAUACAUUGAGAUCCCAUUUUGAUGGGGUACGUGCAUUGGCAUUUCAUCCACAGGAGCCGGUUUUGAUUACAGCAUCGGAAGAUCAUACGCUAAAGCUGUGGAAUCUGCAGAAGACGGUGCCAGCAAAGAAGUCAGCUAGUCUCGAUGUUGAGCCAUUGUAUACGUUCCGUGCGCACAGUGGCCCAGUCAUAUGUCUGGCCAUGUCCACAAAUGGUGAGCAAUGCUACUCAGGUGGGCUCGAUAGCAUGAUAAAUGUGUGGAAUUUGCCAAAUUCCAACAUUGACCCGUACGACAGUUACGACCCGACUGUCCUCAAGGGUACACUCGAGGGUCAUACAGAUGCCAUUUGGGGUCUUGCUGUUAAUCACACCCACGGGCACCUUGUGUCCUCAUCUGCUGAUGGUACGGUUAAACUGUGGGCACCACAAGCCAAGACGCCACUCCUCAAGACGUACACAUCAGACACGGAGGGUAUACCCACCUCUGUGGACUUUGUACGUGACGAAGCUGAUAGAAUUGUGGUGGCCUAUCCCACGGCGAGAUGCGUCAUUUAUGACACAGAAACGGGAAAACCCAUCGUGAAACUAGAGCAAGCGUCACAGGAGAUGGGUGGUGUAUUCGCAAAGUAUAUCAAUCGCGUGAUAAGCCACCCACUCCUUCCAGUCACAAUAACAGCCCAUGAGGAUCGUCAUAUUCGAUUCUGGGACAACACGAGUGGCACACUGGUGCACUCGAUGGUGGCCCAUUUGGAUGCUGUCACUAGUCUGGCCAUUGAUUCCCAAGGGCUGUACCUCCUUUCGGGAUCGCACGACUCAUCGAUACGCCUGUGGAAUCUGGACAAUAAGACGUGCGUCCAGGAGAUUACGGCUCAUCGCAAGAAGUUCGAUGAGAGUAUAUUGGAUGUCUCCUUCCAUCCAUCACGACCGUAUAUUGCAAGUGCUGGCGCUGAUGCUCUUGCCAAAGUCUUUGUCUAAAGUGCGCGAAUUAAAACAAUUAAAAAAAAAAGUUCAUAAAAUCUCAUGAGGACGUCUGGACGUCGUGGGGAGCGCAGAAAGAGUGAGUUUGAAAAGAUAAGAAACACACUGUCAUUCAAUUGAGCACAUCUCUCUAAAACAAAAAAAAAUUGCAAAAUAGAGUAGAAAAGAUGAAAUUGUAGCAAGAAAAUAAAGAGAAAACAAAAACAUAGUGUAGGAUCGUGA